Cajanus cajan (pigeon pea) is the source of this 821-nucleotide messenger RNA. NCBI's taxonomy places the organism in Eukaryota, Viridiplantae, Streptophyta, Magnoliopsida, Fabales, Fabaceae. The record is from RefSeq and is a predicted model, not a curated record.
ACCAACUUCCACUACCCUCUCCACAUCUCAGCAACAAAGCUUCCACCUUGUGAAAUGGAUCACAACACUGCCAUCAGUAACCCUGCCUCAUCUGCAGGCUCAUCUUCAAAGGCAAGCAGAAACAAAGAGCUCAAAAAGGGUGCCAAGAAAUGCAAAGGAGUGAAACUUUCCACCGACCCACAAAGCGUUGCAGCAAGAGAACGAAGGCACAGAAUCAGUGACAGGUUCAAGAUCUUGCAAAGCAUGGUCCCUGGUGGGAGCAAGAUGGACACAGUGUCCAUGUUGGAGGAAGCCAUUCAGUAUGUGAAGUUUCUCAAGGCACAGAUUUGGCUUCACCAAACCAUGAUAAACUUUAUGGAUGAUAAUAGUAUUAAUGACUCACCCUCUCCUUUGUACCUUAGUGAGUGUUGUUUCCCUUCUCAGCAACACUUUGUUUACCCUCAGCAGAAUUCUUCACUUGAUUAUGGCGUGCAGAAUGUACCACACGUGCCACUAGCACAAUGCAGCUUCCAAGGUGAAGACACAACCUACUUUGAUGCCUCUUUGCAACAUUGGCCAGCUUAAUUGAUUAGUCUCUAUAGUUGAUAUAUAGUAUGUAUGAUAAUCAAGGUCUUGUCAUUUGUAAUACGUUUAUGACUGUGAUCUUUAUGAGUGUGAUAUGUAUAACAACGUAGAGAAUGCUUAAUUAGUGUAGAGUUUACAUGUAAUUCUGUUAUGUUUCGUGUUGAAUUGCUAAUGUUGGCGUCUCUCUUUGUCACGAACACAUCAAAUUACUGCAUUUGUGUAUAUGAAAUGAUCGUUUAGUGGCUGUUUAAGUAUUA